This is a messenger RNA of Papaver somniferum (opium poppy), 477 nucleotides long. RefSeq lists its product as uncharacterized. The transcript has a single exon. The coding region runs from base 1 to 477 and encodes 158 amino acids. Gene Ontology annotation, molecular function: RNA-DNA hybrid ribonuclease activity; nucleic acid binding. Lineage: Eukaryota; Viridiplantae; Streptophyta; Magnoliopsida; Ranunculales; Papaveraceae. The record is from RefSeq and is a predicted model, not a curated record.
AUGGAUGCCCCCUCUUUUGGAUUUAUUAAAUGCAAUAUUGAUGGUGCUUUUGAUAAUACUUCUGGAGCAAAUGGUGCAGGGUAUGUGAUGCGUGAUUUAUCAAGAAAAGACACCUUUUGUGCCUCCUUAGUCUUUGAAGUUCAUUCUGCUGAAGAAGUUGAAGCCAGAGCCAUCUGGGCAGUCUUGAAGAAAGCUUUGGAGCAACAGUUUACACAUAUCAUUUUUGAAAGUGAUGCGAAAUCCCUCAUCGACCAAUUUUCAGCUGGCAAGUUUGAAGGAAACUCGCGUACGGAUGCUAUUUUUAAGGAUAUUCAAUUUUUCUCUUCUAAGUUAGUUACAUGUAUCUUUAGUUUUCAACCUCGUACUUGUAACUCUGUAGCUCAUGAGCUAGCCUUGUGGGAUAAGAAAAACAAUUCUACUAUGUACUGGUUUGUCCCUCCUGUUUGGAUCUUACCAACAGUUGAGGAGGAUCAUUAA